Molecule: messenger RNA, 5424 nt
Organism: Saccoglossus kowalevskii
Lineage: Eukaryota; Metazoa; Hemichordata; Enteropneusta; Harrimaniidae
Product: ral GTPase-activating protein subunit alpha-1-like
Biological process (GO): regulation of small GTPase mediated signal transduction; positive regulation of GTPase activity
Cellular component (GO): cytoplasm; nucleus
Molecular function (GO): GTPase activator activity
Source: RefSeq, a predicted model, not a curated record
AUGUUCAGCAAGAAGCAACAUGGCGACGUCAAGAAAUCAUCUCAGAAAGUAUUGGAUCCUAAAAAGGAUGCUUUGACCAGGCUGAAACACCUUCGUGUGGUUCUCGAUCACUAUGAUGCAUCCGAGGCUAAGUCAUUCUUUGAGCAAUAUUACUCGCACAUAUUUCAAAUAUUUUAUGACAAUUUCAUCUCCGUUGAAAGCACACUGAAGCAAAAAGUACACAAAGCACAACGAGAAGAACUUGAUGGGAUUCUCUUCGUUUUUGAGAAAAUUUUACUUUUUUUACCCGAUUACAUUCAUGAGAGAUGGCAAUUUCACUGCAUAGGUCGCUUAAUGAAAAAGCUGUUGCAUCCUGGGAAUGCUUUGAAGCUUCGCAGGGAAGGUAUUCGUCUCUUUCUGCUCUGGUUUCAAGCGUUACAAGAACAUGCCGAUGAUGAAUGCUAUCUAAUCUAUGCAACCUUGAUACCUGGGUUUCCGCUUCCAAGCAGUGCCUCUACCAUUCAUACCCUGGAUAGUUUAAUCAACAACUCUGCAAGACCGCCCUCUAGUGUCUUUCUAGAUUUUACUGCAACAGCUGUCACUCCUGUAGAAAUCACACCUCUCAUAGCUCUUCAGGCUGGUGAAAAACAACCAGAAAAUAUUACAAAGUUUUUAUUAGAAUCUGUCCUUCACUUCAGUGUCUCCCAGAUCACCAAAAUGGACUGGCGGGAUAGUGAAAGAAAGGAGAGAAGUUUUAUAUUUUUAUUUGAAAAUUUUAAGAAAUAUUACCUGCCACAUGUAUUUCCUGAGUUCUCCUGGAAAACUAGUCUGUUUGAUCCUGUUUUAGACGUUCCUGACUCACGAUCAUUUUCUGAGGUCAAUAAAGGUUUUGAUGAGACCGACUCAGGCAACCAAGUGUCCGCUUGUCGGGUUGCAGUCAUCAGAUGGGUUGUAGCAUUUACACUAAAUAUUAGAAAACUUACAAACAAAACAAGUGGGCAGGUACCGGAUGUUAUCGGCAAUGACAAUGAGCACAACAGAGAUUUAUCUAAGCUUACACAUGAGCAAGUUGAUUUGUGCAAAAGAGUUUUACAUAUUUAUAGGCACGUUGUAAUGCACGUCUCUAUGUCAAAGAAAACAUGGGAACAAUUGUUGAUGGUGCUACUACGUAUUUCUGAAGUUAUUCUUAAAAAGCCACCGGAUCGCGGCAAGCAGUCUCUGAGUAAACAACUGGCAGCUUUAGUUUUUCAGACUUUGAUUGUAACAUGGAUCAAAGCUAACCUCAAUGUUGCAGUGUCAAUUGAGUUAUGGGAUGAGUUGCUUAGGGUGCUUUCGUCGCUGACUCAUUGGCAAGAACUAAUAAAAGAAUGGGCGAAAACAAUGGAGACAUUGACCAGGGUACUGGCCCGACACGUGUACAAUCUUGACCUCAGCGACCUUCCACUCGACAAACUGAGUGAACAGAAACAGAAACGUAGAUUCGGAAAGAUUGGACACAUGAAGAAAUCCUCUGGACGCCACGAACGAUCUUUUUCCAAAGGAUGGAGCCGUACUGACUCCAUGUCACCGCAUGCCCAGGAGGAGCUGGAGAGGCUGAGACUGAGCAUGACAGGCAUGGGUACGAGGCAUGGUAAACCUGGGGAUGGGGAGGGGUUCAGACAAAGGAGUGCUACUACUGUGGGUCCUGGCGCUGCAGACGAAAACGCUUUAUUAACGGAACGAUUACGGCAUAGAUCAUCAGGUGAAACACAUUCCAGAGCUGGAGACGAAGGUCAGGUCAUCUCACGAAGGCAGUUGUAUCGGCAGCAGUCAUAUAGUCAAACUGAACGUGAUCCUCGCGAAGAUGAUGAUUCGGGGACACUGAUGAAAAGCAGUAGUGCCGGAGAUCUGGUGACCAUGUCAUCAGAGUUUAGGUUAAAAGGCCAAAGUUUUAGUAGUGAAAUAAGCAAUGUUUCAUCAUCAAGUGGUUUUACUAUGUCCACAGGUACGGAUACACUUAGUAUCGGGGACGUUGUCACAGGCACAAAUCUUUCACAAAGCGAAGAUCAAGAGUUAGCUAGCCUGACUGCAUUUGUUGACACUGCCAGUCUUGACAGCACAUCCCAGGGAGACCAAAGCGGGGGACAAAGUAAUUCAAGUAUGUUUGAGAUUGGUAGGGUUUCGCCACCAGUAGAUGCUCCAGAUGAUGGGGAGGAGGAAAAGGAGUCAAGGUCGUCGGAGGAAAAGGAGUCAAGGUCGUCAUCAAGGUCGUCCUCGCCAAACAUGUUUUUGCAACCCAAGGAUUCGCCGACUCAAGAAAGUUUACACUUAGAAAAUGUAGUUGUGUCGGGGGAUGAAUUAGAUGCACCGGAGGCUGGUGACCACUUUGAUAGUGAUGUGGCUUGUGGCCAGAGUGCAACUGACAUGAACUGCCAUGUAAUCCUUGGUGGUAGUCGCCAAGGCUGGCUACCUGAUGUAGCUGUGGUACUAUGGCGACGUAUGCUUGGUAUUCUUGGCGACAUCAAUGAGAUCAAAGAUCCUGUCAUACACGCUGAAGUCUAUGAGUAUCUUUGGGAUCUUUGGAUUGUUUUUAGUAAAACAAGAGAAAAUCUGGGAAUUUCAUUAGACAACUUAAGUACCCCACCGCCCCCAAGAUUAGUACCCCCGCUUAGGAUGUUUUCUCCAUGGCUUUUCAAGGCAGUAUCAUUAGGUAAAAAUUACCAGCGUGGACGUCUUCUUGCGUAUCAGUUGCUGUGUUCAAUGACAGUACGACGGAAUGACCACAGUUUACCUAUGGAUCACCUUGUUCAAUUCUAUAGAAUCCUCCAUCAUGGAUUAGUUGGAACUGAUCAGGAAGUAAUCAACACGAUCGUUAGAUACACAUCUCCGAUGUUCUUUUCUUGUAAUUUGCCCGGCAGUACUAUGUUGAUAUUAGAUUAUAUACAGGCGACGAACAUGAUUGUAUCUACCCCUGAUCUCGAAGCCCCCAGAGUAGAAGCUAUUUCACUGCUUGGUUCCUUAAUAUGUCAUCCCAAUAUGUUUUGUAACAUACACGCUUUGCAGCCCAAUACAUCAGAGAUCAGUCUGAUGACGUGUAAAGAUGUUAAGGACCACAUAAUAACCAUCCUCUUGAAAGCCGCCAGAAAAGAAUUACAUUUUGAAGCCCGCUGUGUUGCAUUGAGUGCACUCGGAGUGUUCAUAUAUGAAGAAGUGUUACACGGAACCUACCAUAGCAAGCUUAGGGAAGCUAUUAAUGUGUUGUUGGCAACCAUUAAGUUUUCCAAUAAAGCUGUAGCACAGGUAGCAUCAGAUAUGUUGUUGUUUCUUUGUGAUCAAGCAGAUAAACUUAGACGACAUCAGCCAGAAAUGCCGAAGAAAAUCAUUGAGGUUGUUGCUUUGACAAUCUUAAGUCUGUUGCCAAGUACAGAAGCCUCUCACAUUGAAGAUGAUAAAAAGUUAAUGGUAUCGCUUCUAUUUUGUUUAUUGGAGUGGUGUAUGUCAUUACCAAUCAAAGUACUCGGUGAACCUGUAGAGAGGAGAUCUGAUAAAGAUAACAAACCUUUACUUAAUGUGGUAUUUAAGGUUCUUCAAGCAGCUGUGCAGGGUGCUAACUCACAACAGAAACAUGUUCCUGUCAAUUUCUCUGACUUUGCUUCAAAUGACUACGAUCCACACCUCUAUAUUGACAAUAUCCGAGAAAGUUAUUAUAACAGCGGACCAAAUUCUCCCAGGACACCUGUCCAAACUGAUACCAUGGAAGACUUUUUAGAAGAAGAUCUUAUGGCUCCAUUUAUUGAUGAUUUUCAACGACGUUCUCCGGAUGUGAUACGAUUGGCUGCCAAGACGGUCAUGGGAUAUCUUGUGAACCAUCUUGGUCAUUAUCCUUUGGGAUGUGGGCCGGCAAGAAUCAACUCGCUAAUUAGUGAAUACAGUGAUGAUGCCACCAUUGAUGUAGAUGAACUAUCUACCGAUCUUUUCUCUUGUUCUAACGUUCAGUUCUUUAUUGUAAAUGAUUCGUGUUUGAUGUCUUAUGUAGAAAUCCCUGCUGAGUUGGAGGUGCCCGGAGGAGGAAUAACAGCAGGACUAACCACAGCUAAGACACAGUCCAGAGUUAUCGUCAGAGCGCUAUCCGGUAAAUUCGUUUGGGACUCUGCCAUAUUGUAUGGACCGCCACAUUGUGCAAUGUCUUCAAACUCAGAUUAUCUGAGUAAUUGUAAUACAAACAACAAUGCCGACUCCUCGUCUGAGGAAGAUGCCAAUAACCAAAGAUCACAACAUCAGUUGUUAGUUAAACAGAGAAGUAAACUCCCUUCCUGGGAAGAGGCUGAAGAGACUGAGGAUGUGCUGAAUGAGCUUUUAAAGUAUAUUGGACACACGAGUAAUGAAUGUUUACAAAGGCCGGGUAGACCACUGAAUAUUCCGGCUCCACCGCCUGAGGAGAUCACUCAUCUCAUGGAGGAAUCGGUGAAAGCUACUUUGUUGAAACAGAGCGAUAACGAAGAGGAGUAUGUGAUACAACACGGGACAGAUACUAGCAUGGUAUCCAAAGAACAAAAACCAUGGCCGCAUACUGAUCCAGCAUCGCCAUUCUACAUAUGCAGAGCCAUGCUGAGUCAGCUUGGGAUGCUCACAUGGGAUAAAAGAGCAAACUUUGACUUGGUGAAAAAGAAUGACAAACUAAUCAGAGAACUGAAGAACUUGGACUCGCAAUUGCGUCACCUGGGGAACGAUGAGAUUCAUAUUGUGUGGUCGGAGCACACAAGGGAUUACCGGAGGGGUAUCAUAGCAACCGAGUUUGGUGAUGUACUGAUCUGCAUUUAUCCUCUGCCGAGCCAGCUGUAUAGAAUUCAGAUUAAAAGAAAACCUGAGGUGCCCUAUUUUGGCCCGUUAUUUGAUGGUGCUAUUGUUGACCAUAAAGUGCUACCUGGCCUGGUAAGGGCCACUGCUAUUAAUGCAAGUCGUAUCAAGAGAUCGUCGAUUCCACUUUAUCAGAGAUUUUAUGAGGAAAGAGCCAAAUAUCUUGAAGGAAUAGUAAAGAACCACAAAGAACACACAACGUUUGAAGAGUUUGCAUCGCACGUGUAUGCCCCGGCGCAUGACAGAACACCACGUGUUGCCUCAGCCAAAUCUCACUUGAGUGAAGUCUCCUCGGUUACAAGUCUUUCUAGCAUUUCAACAACUGGUACGUUUGAACACACAGGCUCUGUAUCCAGCAUUCGGUCAACAACCAGCAGUCAGCAGACUGUGGCGUCAUCACACAGUAGAAUUAUCAAAGAUGAUAGAAGUUCCACUGAUUCCCACAUUGUGGCCGUCUCUGUGGAUGACCCUCACCAUGUGACAUUCACUAAACCGAGUAGCAAACAAAAACUGACAACGAAAGGUCGACAGCAGUCUAGUACCUCAGUAAAAGACAGUACACCCCCUGACAGUCCUGCUGUGAGUCUGAAAGGGAAAAGGACAUCAUAA